CGAAGAAGCUUGACAAACGACGGUAAUCACAUAGUCGAACCCAGCCCAUAGCGUGCGUUGCUUGCUGCGACGAACACCAACCAUGGGGUUUGGCUGAGCAACUAGCUGUCAAAAUGCGUUCAAUCGGGUGGAGUGAGCGAGAAGAGCAACGGAAAGCCAGACUGAAACGAAGCACAAAUGUGACAAACGUCAAACAAAUUCAAAGUGUUGCCAAAAAUACAAACUGCUUUCGCGUCCUUGCUGGUGUACCUGCUCAAAUUCUGCACCCGUGCUGUGCGUAGCAUCGAAUUGUUGUUUGUUUUUUAGAAAUCUACCCGUUUCAUCGCAUUUGCGAUCGUUUCCAAACAACGAUUGCACACACGUGUCAUUUGUGCUACCCGGAAAUCGCUAUGAAUCAAGUCACACCAUCACCGAGAGCUCUGUUUAAAAAAGAACCGCCCGUGCCGAAGGACUACGAAAGUACGUCGUCCGAUGAGGAUGGGUACCUGUCGCCAUUCAAUGGAUCAGACGAUGGAAGUGAUGCGGUGGAAGGAAGUUUACUCGACGAGAUGCCACCGUUCUCUGCCUGCUCUAUGUCACCGUCGGCACGGUCACUCUCACCGAUCGAACAGGAAUCGUUUGAAUCGCCCAUCUCGACACCGAAAUCUGGCAGAAGCUACUCGGGCUGUAGCACACCGAUGUAUGCGACGCCACCACCAACACAACACCAAACAGGAUACGGAGCACAACCGGCGGAAGGGUAUGUUACGCUGGACGAAAUACAUGCCCGCAUCGGAUUGACCCCACCGGAUGGGAACGUUAGCCGGAGUCGCCUGAACUUGGAAACCAUCUUCGAAGGUGUGUUCCUGGAAACACCACCAAAGAAAGAGUUCCAGUCGAAGGGAAAUCUGUUCCGUCGAUCCAUACGAAAUCGUGCGUUGCUUUGUGAGAAAGCGGAACAGAAAGAAAACAUGCCCUGACGAGCGUGCCUGUAGGAUUGCUUUGUAGCCUGUUCAACGUUUAGGUAGGUAGGUGGAAUGUUUUAUAGUUUUGAUUUCUUGUUCAAUCAAUGUUGCAAUAUGAUAAUUGCACAGCGAGGAUUCAGUUUUUUAUACCUAGCAAUAGUUAGAAGCAAGCGGAAAGAUACCACCAUGUGGUUCAUUUUCAUUCCAGUUCGGUAGUUCGAUGUCUACCCGGGAAAGUACUUACAUUAUAAGCAAAGAAGAAACGGUCGUGCCUUUUCCAGGAUGUAUACGUUACUGAAAUAAUCGAAAGAAUAGCGUCGCCACAUGGCACACCGCGAGUUCGAUUAACUGUUGCGAGCAAGAUACGAAUAAAUACACCAUCCAAGUAUGCAUCGAUAGGUGUGUAGC
Molecule: messenger RNA, 1352 nt
Organism: Anopheles moucheti
Lineage: Eukaryota; Metazoa; Arthropoda; Insecta; Diptera; Culicidae
Exons: 1
Coding region: 390-959 (189 amino acids)
Source: RefSeq, a predicted model, not a curated record